This is a messenger RNA of Neurospora hispaniola, 1231 nucleotides long. Its product is annotated as emp24/gp25L/p24 family/GOLD-domain-containing protein. Gene Ontology annotation, cellular component: Golgi apparatus; endoplasmic reticulum-Golgi intermediate compartment; endoplasmic reticulum. NCBI's taxonomy places the organism in Eukaryota, Fungi, Ascomycota, Sordariomycetes, Sordariales, Sordariaceae. The transcript is spliced from 3 exons. The record is from RefSeq and is a predicted model, not a curated record. The coding region runs from base 343 to 954 and encodes 203 amino acids. Gene Ontology annotation, biological process: protein retention in ER lumen; intracellular protein transport; Golgi organization.
CAACUCUGAUAGGCCAGAGUCUCAGUUCAUGCUGGGACACGCCAAGGCCAAACACCCGGACCUGGGUGCUCGCGGUAGCAGCUACAAGGAAAGGGGCCCCGGGCUGGGUGUACCUAGGUACUUCUUUGCAUGCUGCUGGCGGGACCCGACCUUGCGCCGCGCUAGGUACCACUCUGCUGCCCUGCCAGAAUUGUGAGAGGUAGGGGUAAUUGUGAAUCGCCAAGUUGUCCUCCCAAAACGUCUCGCGAAACCAGAACGGAAGCUUCCAUUUCUUUGCUUGAAUCCUCUUCAAACUCCACAUUCGCUCAUCGCCAUCCCCGGGAAAUCCGCAGAUCGAUCGCAAUGCAAUUCCUCACAGCAGCCAAGCUGCUGCUCUCGGCCAGUUUGUUCGGCGCCGCCGCCGCUCACAACAUCGUCCUUCCCGCCCACGGCCGCGAAUGCUUCCACGAGAACCUCCAUCGCGAUGACAAGAUGACGGUGACCUUCCAGGUCGGCGACCGCGAGUUUGGCAGCGCCGGUAACCUCGACAUCGAUUUCUGGAUCACCAACCCCCUAAACCAAUACGAGACCUUUGAAAAGUCUAUAUCCAACGGCGAUUUCUCGUUCGAGGCCAAGCACGACGGCAAGUAUGUGUAUUGCUUCGGCAACGAGCACUGGGGCGCCAACACCAAGGAGGUUUCGUUCAACGUGCACGGCAUCGUGUACAUUUCCGAGGCGGACGCGCCCCAGGACCCACUCGAAGUUGAGGUGCGCAAGCUGUCGGAGAUGUUGGAGAUGGUUAAGGACGAGCAGAGCUACAUUGUCGUGCGCGAGCGCACCCACCGUAACACGGCCGAGAGCACCAACGCCCGCGUCAAGUGGUGGAACCUGUUUAUCGUUGGCGUCGUGGUGGGCGAGUCCCUGUUCCAAGUCUGGUGGUUGAAGAGGUUCUUUGAGGUCAAGCGGGUUAUCUGAACUGGACCCCGAUACUGCCUCCCCAUCGGAUGGAAUACUCCCCCCCUCAUCAAUAACAACAACAAUUUCAUAAUACUUAAGCCGCUUUAUUCGACAAGUUGCUUUGGGAACCAUUCAUAUUUGGGCGCUUGGAAUGGGUCAGCCGGAUGGGGAUACGAAAACAAAUGAUAUGAUAAUGGAACUGCCUACUACAUGACGACGAAAAUCUAGCGUGUCUCACGCAUGUGAACUAUGUAUUCAAGAUGUCCCGAUGAAAGAUGUCUUCCAUUCGUCGAUU